Zea mays is the source of this 1842-nucleotide messenger RNA. Its product is annotated as Transducin/WD40 repeat-like superfamily protein. Lineage: Eukaryota; Viridiplantae; Streptophyta; Magnoliopsida; Poales; Poaceae. Gene Ontology annotation, molecular function: protein binding. Bases 151 to 1674 code for a protein of 507 amino acids. The transcript has 9 exons. The record is from RefSeq and is a predicted model, not a curated record.
CAAUCUCAAAUAACUCAACCCUGACACCCGGCGACCUCCUUCCCAAAUCCUAGCCCCCCCCCACCCUAGCACCACCGCGGCCUGCCUUCUCUGGGCGGGUCCUUCCCAGAUCCAUCACGGGAGGUUAAAAAGGAGGCGGGCAGGUGGUGGAUGGACGGGCCGAAGCGACACCUGCGGGUGCGCCUCCGCGUCACUGCGCGCCGGCGGGGCGCCUACGGCGAUGGCGCUGGAGGCGCGUUGGGGCCCAGGCGGCGGAAGUGCCGGAUGGAGACCCCCGUUCUCAACUCCGCUGCCAAGCUUCAGCGCCGCGAGAUCGGGGGUCGCCAGCUCGCGGCACGCGGCGGCGGCCCCGCCGCCGCCGUGCCCGAGCGCUUCCGGAACAUGCAGCUCCAGGAGGAGUUCGAUACAUAUGAUGACAAUGCUAACCUAUUUGUGAAGCUGCAGUUUCUUAAAAGAAGAUCCAAAAUUAAUGAGAUUGUUGCAGCAAAGGAUAUCAUAUUUGCCCUUGCUAAUUCUGGGCUUUGUGCUGCUUUUAACCGAGUAACAAACAAGCGCAUAGGCUUCUUGAAUUUGAGCCCAGAUGAAGUGAUUCGGAGCUUGUUCUACAACAAGAACAACGAUUCCCUUAUUACCGUUUCAGUUUAUGCAUCUGACAAUUUCAGCACAUUGAAGUGCAGAACAACCCCGGUUGAGUAUAUUAGAAGGAACCAGUUAGAUGCUGGGUUUCCCCUCUUUGAAUCAGAGUCUCUGAAAUGGCCUGGAUUUGUGGAGUUUGAUGACGUAAAUGGAAAAGUACUCACAUAUUCAGCGCAGGAUGGUAUAUAUAAGGUCUUUGACUUGAAGAACUACUACUUCCUAUAUUCAAUACCAGAUGAAAAUGUGCAGGAGAUAAAGAUCAGUCCAGGAAUCAUGCUCUUGAUAUACGACAGAACACCAAGUUAUGUCCCAUUGAAGAUAUUAUCUAUUGAAGAUGGGAAACAACUGAAAUUUUUUAAGCACUUGUUACAUCGCAACAAGAAAAUUGAUUUCAUUGAGCAGUUCAAUGAGAAGCUCCUUGUCAAGCAAGAGGACGAAAACUUCCAGAUACUUGAUGUGCGGAGUUCUGAGCUAAUUGAAGUCAAUGUCUCCAAGUUUAUGACCCCUUCAGCAUUCAUUUUUCUUUAUGAGAACAAUCUCUUCUUGACAUUCCGAAACAGAACAGUCGCUGUAUGGAACUUCCGAGGAGAUCUUGUGACUUCAUUUGAGGACCAUUUACUUUGGCAUCAUGAUUGUAGCACCAACAAUAUUUACAUCACUAGCGACCAGGAUCUUAUUAUCUCAUACUGCAAAUCGGAGGCAGUGGCUGAGGAUGGUACAGCCAUGGCGAGGAUGACAGAGUGGCUGACAUUGAGGUCGAGCAGGCGGGAGGGUGUCCGCUUAGGAAGACAAGUUGUUCCAGUUGGAUCCAUCAACAUGAGCGAGAUCAUGACUGGCAAGUGUAUCGCCAAGAUUACUGCCAACGAUCCUGCCCUAAGUGCGCCCCCUCGCAGAAAUGGUCGCAGCAAGCGGCGGUCCUCGGUCUGGAGCACCGUUCCAGAAGCUCUGGAGGACGUCACGGCACUGUUCUAUGACGAGGACAGGAAUGAGAUCUACACCGGCAACAGUCAUGGACUGGUGCAUGUAUGGUCUAACUAGAUGGUAACAUGUCCAUACAUCUCGCCCUUUUGAUUUGACUUGGCUAGCCUGACUGCAUUCUGUAUAAUCCCCGGCUUGGGGCUCACCUAGAUUUUGUAUUUGGCAAUAGAAUGUGUUUCCUUGAGAAAUUGUGAAUGCAAAUCGUUAUAAAUAUCUCAUGUUCGUCUA